Bursaphelenchus xylophilus (pine wood nematode) is the source of this 1991-nucleotide messenger RNA. Lineage: Eukaryota; Metazoa; Nematoda; Chromadorea; Rhabditida; Aphelenchoididae. The record is from the annotation of a GenBank genome assembly.
AUGGCGGUGCUUUCUUAUGAAGAGGUGAGUUGCAGAACUGUGAUAUAAUAUAAAUAAUACAACAAUGAAUGAGCAAAUCUCAAUAUUAAAUCUUUGACCCAUUGGAUCAUAAAAUUUCUUCUUCGGAAAUGCUCUGUUUCACUGCUAAAAUCAACAAAAAAUAUUCGUUAUAGGUGAUGGCGAUGCAACGCAAAUUCUACAACUCCGGUGCCACACGACCACUUGAGUUCCGCAAGAAACAACUCCGCAAACUGAGGCGUCUAAUUGAAGAGGAACGUGAGCUCAUCGAGAAAGCCGUAUACAAAGAUCUCCGGCGUAAUCCCGGCAUCACCAACUACCUCGAAAUAGGGCCGUCGCUCACGGAAAUCGACCAUUUCUUGGAGAACUUGGACAAAUGGGCUAAACCAGAAAAGGUCGCCAAAACUGUCGCUACAAUGCUGGAUACCCCAAUGGUGGUCAGCGAGCCUUACGGAGUUGUGUUCGUAAUCACAACCUGGAAUUUCCCGGCGUUGAUGUACUUUUAUCCGAUGAUUUGUGUGCUGGCUGCGGGGAAUACAAUGAUUAUAAAGGGGUCGGAGUUGUCCGAGGCCACAACAAACUACUUGGCAAAGCUGAUCAACAAUCUGUUUCCUCCAGUAGGUUUAGUGGCAACAAUAUAAAAAAUAACGUAGUAAAAUGGCUAUAAGUAGUGUAAAAACUUCAGGAGUACGUCACCGUCUUCACGGGUGGUCCAGAAGUGUCCACAGAACUUCUGAAGCUUCCGUUCGACAAGAUUAUGUAUACUGGAAAUCCGCCAGUAGGUAGGAUCGUCAUGGAAGCGGCUGCGAAACAUUUGACACCCGUGGUAUUGGAAUUGGGAGGAAAAUGGUAAGGAUAUUUUACUCAUAGCCAAUAUUUUCCCAAUACCUUAUUGCAGGGCUUUUCUGCAAGCUAAAUGCCUGUAAAUUUCCAUUAUUACGCACCCAUUUUCAGCCCAGUAGUAGUCGUCAAUGAUGCAGACAUUAAAAUCACAGCUAAGCGAAUAAUUUGGGCCAAAUUCACAAAUGCUGGUCAAAUCUGUAUCACGGUCGAUUAUGUCAUCGUUACUGCAGACGUUGCCGAUCAGCUGAUUGAAGAGAUGAAACACUUCCUCACCGAAUUUUACGGAGAAAAUCCACAGAAAAGCGCCGACUACGGACGAAUCAUCAACCAAAGGCACUUUGAGUGAGUUGGCCGCUUAUAAUUUAUCUCUGAUACAGAUUUUAUUGAGGCACACAGUGCUAAAUGACUUUGUUUUCAGUCGUUUAAAGUCUCUGCUUGACAAGACCUUGGGAAAGGUUCAUGCAUCCCCAGGGCACGCCGACCGAGCCGACCUUUACAUCCCUCCAACGAUCGUUGAAGUCGAGGCGUUUGACAUCCUGAUGAGCGACGAAAUUUUUGGCCCCAUUUUGCCAGUCCUGGUCGUUAAAUCAUACGAAGAUGCUCUGCAAUACAUAAAGUCAGCGCCUCCUCCAUUAGCGGCCUACGUUUUCUCCAAGAACCAGAAGAAAACCGAUAAAUUUAUCGCGCAAAUCCAGUGCGGAAGCAUAGUUGUCAACGACCUGUUACUGCAAUACGGUCUGGAUACCCUGCCAUUCGGUGGGUUCGGUACGGCAGGAAUGGGAGUCUACCGAGGGAAGCAUGGAUUUGACGAGUUCUCGCACAAAAAAUCGGUCUUACAAAGAGGCUUCUUUGGCGAUCAAAUCGCAGCGUAAGUUGACAAUGACAUAAAAUUUAACUUUACUAAUAUAUUCCUUUAUUUCAGCGCCCGCUAUCCUCCAUACACCGAGAAAAAGUUCAAACAACUUGCUUUUCUGUCGAAACGACGGAAUUACCCUCCGGCAUUCUGUAAAUACCUGCGCCCUUCAUUCUUUGGCAUCUUGCUCGGAGUACUCCUUACACUCUUAAUUCAAAAGCUCGUAUCCUCAUAUCAUAUCUCAUUCCCAUUGUGGUCUAAUGCUUCGUCGAUCUAA